Molecule: messenger RNA, 1041 nt
Organism: Bursaphelenchus xylophilus (pine wood nematode)
Lineage: Eukaryota; Metazoa; Nematoda; Chromadorea; Rhabditida; Aphelenchoididae
Source: the annotation of a GenBank genome assembly
AUGAGUCUAGAGAUUGUAAAACGUCGAUUAUGCUGUUGUUUAUACAAGGGUCGACAGAGUAAAUACACGGACUCGGUGCAGUACAACGCCGAUGAGCAUAAUACAGUGGUUGUUACACAGCCAACAACCAAAACAAAUGGAUUCCACGAGAUAGCGGAGCCCCCGAGGAUUAAUGGGACCACGAAUUCGGGAUUCGAGGAUGAUGCCCAAGACUUUGAUGAGGUGAAUCUGGAUGAAUAUGAAGUUCCGGAGAGAUAUAAGAAGUCCGAAAACACAGAUGCCAAGAAGAAUGGUGAUAAAGAACAGAAAGAAGUGAUCCAAGUGACCGGUCUAAUGCUGGAUGAUCUGUAUGAGAAGAAUGAAGGGUCAAUGGAGAGCGAAGAAUACAGAGAACCAGACGCAAAUGUGAUUACAUCGGCCAGUGAUGAGGAUGUGAAGUUAUCUCAGACCGCCGGAAUUCAUCGAUUACAAAUUGUGGAGAAAGGAGAUGAGAUUAAACAGGAUUCAAGGACAUCAACUGAGAGUUCAAGUAAACCGAGGAGUGAGAGCAAUGAAGAUACGUCGUAUUCGGAGGCCAUAACCACCAAUAUAAAGACAACAAAUCAAACAGUAACUACGGUAGUCAAGACUGGAGAGAUCAAGACGGAGGCAGCAGAUCCUGAUGUUGUUCUACAAAGGGCCGCUUACUUCAACAAACUCCCAGAUUUAGAAGAUUCCGAACAAAUAAUAGUGACUGCCACUGAAGUAAGAACAACAAAAUCUGAGGUGAAGUCUCCGGAUGAUGGAAAAUAUGUUGUCACAGACCAUGAAGCCAUCCCAAAUUCUUCAUUGAAUUCUCCAGAUGGCUUAAAACUGGAUGACAUUCAAGAAGAAGAUCGAGACAGCAGCGAUAAAGAUACCUCCACGAAUACUUCCAACAGAACAACUGACCGAAGUCGGCCAAAUGUAUCAAUGUACGGAGAAUUAAACGAAGAGAGCAGUGUGUCAUCGACCAGUCGAUCGGAUCCACAGCCAGAUACGAAGGGAUCAGGAUUAUUUUGA